CUAGUGAGAAGUAUUAAGCACUUAAAACUUUAACGCCAUGGUUUCCACAGCCACAACCCAAAAACUGGAAGUGAUAUAAGUUAGCCCCUCCCAAUGUGUUUUGUCAUCAUGACACCAUCAGGAGUGGUGCCAUCUUGCCUCACCUCCUUCCUUUUAUACCCAACAGCGAUCAAGGGGUUAAAUAUGUGUCCAACAAGUGUUUGUGUGUGUACUCUGUAUCAGGGACGGACUGACCAUUUGGAAACUCGGGUACUGCCCGAGGGCCCGGGGUCAAUAGGGGGCCCAUGAGAUGCCACUGGUACCUUUUUCAUAGGCUUUUUUGAGUUUGGGCAAGGACACAGGGGCCCCACAAUCCCCUAUUGCCCAGGG
This is a messenger RNA of Staurois parvus, 369 nucleotides long. Lineage: Eukaryota; Metazoa; Chordata; Amphibia; Anura; Ranidae. The record is from the annotation of a GenBank genome assembly.